Cavenderia fasciculata is the source of this 1881-nucleotide messenger RNA. Its product is annotated as putative exoribonuclease. Gene Ontology annotation, biological process: rRNA catabolic process. NCBI's taxonomy places the organism in Eukaryota, Evosea, Eumycetozoa, Acytosteliales, Cavenderiaceae. The transcript has 3 exons. Gene Ontology annotation, molecular function: RNA binding; endonuclease activity; 3'-5'-RNA exonuclease activity. The coding region runs from base 1 to 1881 and encodes 626 amino acids. Gene Ontology annotation, cellular component: nuclear exosome (RNase complex); cytoplasmic exosome (RNase complex). The record is from RefSeq and is a predicted model, not a curated record.
AUGCAAACAAAUAGAGAAUUUUUCAGAGCAACUAGAAGAGGCAAAUUAUUAAAGAUUGUUAAAGAGGUUUAUUUAAGAGAAGAUAUAUGUUGCGGACACAAGGUGUGUACGAAAUGUGAAGACACCAAGAGACAGUUAUAUACACCAGAGGAAAGAGCAAGAUAUGAAGAUUCAUUGUCACAACUGAUCGGUGAGACCGUAUUGGUACUCGACACCAACGUGGUGUUGCAUCAGAUCGAUUUGUUGGAAGACCCAUCACUCAAGAACGUCGUCAUCCUCACCACCGUAUUGGAUGAAGUCAAGAACCAAAACUUUACAAUCUACAAUCGUAUAAGAGAGGUUAUCAAAGACAAGACUCGUUCUUUCUACGUAUACUCUAAUGAACAUUCUAAAUUUACUGCUAUCACUCGUGAUAGUGGUGAAACUCCAAAUGAUCGUAAUGAUAGAGCAAUUAGAGUAGCAACAGAAUGGUAUAAAUCACAUUUACAUAAAUUAAAUAUAAAGGUUGUAUUGGUAACCAAUGAUAGAGACAAUGCAACAAAGGCAAAGAAAUUGGGUAUGGAUGUAAAGACGAUUAAAGAGUUGGUGUUUGAAAUGAGCGAUCAGUUUCCAUCGUUGGUUGAUAAGUUGUCGUCGCCAGAGGAUGCUGUUGAUUCGGCUGACCCAAACAAUGCAUCGGCAGUAUCAAGUAAAAAGGAGAGAUUCAGCUUUGCAGAGCAUCGUCCAACUGCAGUGUUGACAGAAGAGCUCAAACAAGGUAAAGUGUUUCAGGGUAUUUUAAGAACCGAUCAAACCAACUAUACUCAGGCAACUGUACAAUGCCACUCGAUGAACGAGGGUAAAGGUGGAGAGAUAUUGAUCAAAGGCAUAGAGAAUAUGAAUCGUGGUGUCGAUGGCGAUAUUGUGGCCAUUGAAUUGUUGGAUCGAUCGCUUUGGACGAGUGCGUCGACCGUGAUGUUGAUGGACGGACAGGGUGUUGCCGAGGACGACGAUUCAGUCGCUCAAGACGCGCUCAUCAAUGUGACACAGACUGCUCAACAACCAUGCGGUCGCAUUGUAGGUAUCAUCAAGAGAAAUUGGAAGCCAUACUGUGGAACGAUCGAUUUCAAGGGAGACAUUACACGUGCGAGCGGUAUUCAACAGCUGCUCUUCCUUCCUAUGGAUCGUCGUGUUCCUCGCAUUCGUAUUAGAAGUCGUCAGGUCGAGAAUUUGGUGGGUCGUCGUAUUGUCGUGGCCAUUGAUCAAUGGGACCGUCACAGUCGCUACCCCACCGGCCAUUUUGUCAAGGAUCUCGGACAGGUUGGCGACAAGGAGACAGAGAGCCAGGUACUCUUGCUCCAGUAUGAUAUCCCACACCAUCCAUUCAGCGAGGCAGUCAUGAAGUGUCUGCCCGACCCAGCGUACAUGGAGAACCUCACAGAGAGCGAUAUGAUUGGAAGAAAGGAUCUGCGUGGUGAAGUUGUCUUUUCGGUCGAUCCACCAGGUUGCACAGAUAUCGAUGACGCGUUGCACGUCAAGCGAUUGGACGACGGCAACUUUGAGGUGGGUGUGCAUAUUGCCGACGUCAGCCACUUUGUGCGCGAGGGGUCUGCUAUGGAUUUGGAAGCAGCACAUCGUAGCACUACCGUGUAUUUGGUAGACAGACGUAUAGACAUGUUGCCCGGUUUAUUGUCGGGUAACUUGUGCUCGCUCAUGUCAAAUGUUGACCGUUUCUCAUUUUCGUGUAUUUGGAAGAUGUCGCCCGAGGGUGUCGUUCUCAAUGUUGACUACACCAAGAUUUAUGUUGUUGGCCAAUAUUUGGGUUGGCAAAAAGAUCCACCAACACUUCCCCGGCUGCGCUUUGCUGCGUCGCCAUCCUACACCCAAGGCGUCCGCCUUUGA